Pseudophryne corroboree (corroboree frog) is the source of this 6370-nucleotide messenger RNA. RefSeq names its product von Willebrand factor A domain containing 8 (gene VWA8). Gene Ontology annotation, molecular function: ATP binding; ATP hydrolysis activity. Lineage: Eukaryota; Metazoa; Chordata; Amphibia; Anura; Myobatrachidae. Gene Ontology annotation, cellular component: cytoplasm. The coding region runs from base 288 to 6002 and encodes 1904 amino acids. The transcript has 46 exons. The record is from RefSeq and is a predicted model, not a curated record.
GACUGAGGUGCCGGGUCACAUGACUGCUGUGAGAGAGGUUGUGUCCUCCUGUCACUGGGACGUUACCGCUUUAUGCAGAGCGCAGUCUGGGUCCUGCUGUCCGCUGCUGCACAUGCUACAGGGACCGGUUUCCGGGCGGACUGUGUACACUGUGCAGCUGCUUUCUCCUUCCCCCGCAGCCCAUGAGCCGGUCAUACAGCAGCAGCUGGGAUCUUGGAGGACACGGGAAGUGACAGAGUGAGGAGCAGCGGGGUUAUAUACAGUGAUACACCCGGGUUCUUUGCCCCAUGCAGUCCCUUCUUCAUUUGCCUUCCGGGGCUCUCCCAGCCACCUCUCUACGGAGGGUCCGAUGUCUGUUCAACCAAUUACUGAACUACCGUGGUAUUACCCCACACCCAGUUUUAUUCAAGAGCCACACCACAUCUACAGGUGACAUUGUUAAUAUUGGAGACAUAUCUUAUACAUUGAAAAUUCCAAGGAACCCGGAAUUGGUACCCCAGAACUAUUUCGCUGACCCACUAUGUCAAUCAGUAGCACAACACCUGCGAUGGAUAAUGCAAAAAGAUCUUCUGGGACAAGAUAUUUUCCUUAUCGGCCCUCCAGGUCCACUCAGACGAUCUAUUGCUAUGCAGUAUUUGGAGCUGACGAAGCGAGAAGUUGAGUACAUUGCUUUGUCAAGAGACACUACGGAAUCUGACCUCAAACAGAGGAGGGAGAUAAGAGCUGGAACAGUGUUUUACAUUGAUCAGUGUGCGGUCCGUGCUGCCACAGAAGGAAGGAUCCUGGUGUUAGAAGGAUUGGAAAAGGCAGAGAGGAAUGUUUUACCAGUUUUGAAUAAUUUGUUGGAGAACAGGGAGAUGCAGCUGGAGGAUGGACGGUUCCUUAUGUCUGCAGAGCGCUAUGAUAAACUGCUUCAGGAACACAGUAAGGAUGAGUUGGAUGCAUGGAAAAUUGUUCGUGUUAGUAAAGAUUUUCGAGUAAUUGCCUUGGGGCUGCCAGUUCCAAAGUAUUCUGGCAAUCCUCUUGAUCCCCCACUGCGCUCCAGAUUUCAAGCCAGAGAUAUUUAUUACCUGCCAUUUAAGGAUCAGCUUGAGAUACUGUAUUCGGUAGGAGUAAGUGUUCCUGCAGAAAGAAUUUCUCAGCUCCUAUCAUUUGCUACAACUCUUUGCUCUCAAGAAUCUGCCACCCUUGGGCUUCCAGAUUUCCCAGCAGACAAUUUGGCAGCAGCCAUUAGCAUUUUGAAUGCAUUUCCUAUGAUGUCCUCCCAACGAACCAUCCAAAGACUCUAUCCAUACAGCGUGUUGCUGGGGAAAGAAGGCAGAACUGCUGUUGAAGAUACAUUAAAGAGAUUUGAGUUGUCCGACGCUGGAAAAUCUCCUGUUUCUCUGAAAAUUAUGAAAGUAGAACAAAGAGAAAAUACUGACAGACCUCUAGCCUCAGUCAGCAUUAGAGCUGGUGACAAAGACAUCUCAAUAGAGGUGGCAGCCGGCACUCAGCCUUUACAGUUACAUUCUGAAUCAUCACAGUUCAUUAGAACCAGCACCCAUGAGCAACUGCUGGCAGAGAUGACGCAGUCUCAUAUGGUUAAAGAUAUGUGUCUGAUCGGAGGAAAGGGAUGUGGUAAAAGUGUGAUUGCCAAAGCGUUUGCUGAUAUGCUCGGAUAUGAAGUUGAACCUGUCAUGUUGUACCAGGACAUGACAGCCAGAGACUUGCUGCAGCAGAGAUACACGCUGCCAAAUGGAGACACUGCCUGGAGACUGUCUCCUCUUAUCAUGGCUGCUUUGGAAGGGAAGCUUGUAAUUCUUGAUGGUAUCCAUCGAGUCAACCCAGGAACUCUAGCUGUGUUGCAAAGGCUGAUCCAUGACAGAGAGCUGACUUUGUAUGAUGGCACCAGGCUACUUAGAGAAGAUCGUUAUCAGCAAUUAAAAAAUGAUUUACAACUCUCAGAUAAAGAGCUGCAAGACAGGUUUAUCUUUCCCAUCCACCCCUCUUUCAGAAUAGUUGCCCUGGCAGAACCACCGGUGAUUGGGGGUAAUACUCAAAAGUGGUUGGGUCCGGAACUUCUAACUAUGUUCAUGUAUCAUGAGGUUAAACCAUCCACCAGGAAAGAGGAGAGUCAGAUAAUGAGGGAGAUGGUCCCAAAUGUAUCAAAGGAGGCAGUGGAGCAACUAUUGACAUUAACUCACAAGUUUCGUGACACAAAGGACCCCACGGUACAAUCCUUAGCUUCAUCUUUGUCUACAAGACAAUUACUUCGUAUUUGCCGGCGGAUGUCUCAGUAUCCAGACGAGAGUCUGUAUCAUGCUAUUAACAAGGCUUGUCUCUCAAGAUUUUUGCCAACUCUAGCUAGAUCAGCUUUACAGAAAAACUUAAUGGAUUCUGGCAUAGAGGAAAACAGCACGGAGCUGGAAAGGGCGCAAAACAGAGAUUACAGCUGUGAGGUGAAGUCUGGCAUCCUGAGGAUUGGCAGUGUUACUGUACCGGUAUUUCAUCCCGAUGAGAAGAUGAAAGUGCCAGACGUCCUGUUCUAUGACAACACACAGCACAUCAGAGUCAUGGAGGACAUGCUGAAAGAUUUUUUGCUGGGUGAACACCUUCUGCUCGUUGGAAAUCAGGGAGUUGGGAAAAACAAGAUAGUCGAUAGAUUUCUGCAUUUACUAAACAGACCACGGGAAUAUUUGCAGUUACACAGAGAUACAACUGUCCAGAGCCUUACACUGCAGCCAUCUGUGAAAGAGGGGAUUAUAGUAUAUGAAGACUCACCUCUGGUUAAAGCUGUUAAAAAGGGCCACAUCCUAGUUAUUGAUGAGGCAGACAAAGCCCCCACAAAUGUCACCUGUAUUUUAAAAUCCUUGGUAGAAAGUGGAGAGAUGAUUCUGUCAGAUGGAAGAAGACUUGUAGCCAAUCCAUCAGAACACACGAGAAGGGAGAAUGUGAUCGCUAUUCAUCCUGAUUUUAGAAUGAUUGUACUGGCAAACAGACCUGGGUUCCCUUUUUUGGGAAAUGAUUUUUUUGGUGCUUUGGGGGACAUUUUCAGCUGCCAUGCUGUGGAUAAUCCAGUGCCUCAGUCUGAGCUUGCUAUGCUAAGACAGUAUGGACCAAAUGUGCAUGAUGCUGUGUUACAGAAACUUAUAGCUGCCUUUGGAGAGUUAAGGACUAUGGCAGACCAAGGAAUUAUCUCAUAUCCUUACUCAACCAGAGAAGUUGUAAAUAUUGUGAAACAUUUACAGAAAUUUCCCAAUGAGGGACUGGCGAAUGUUGUCCGUAAUGUCUUUGACUUUGAUUCCUACAACCAAGAAAUGCGUGAGAUUUUAAUGAACGUCUUACAUAAGCAUGGGAUCCCAAUAGGAGCCAAGCCAACCAACGUCCAGCUUGCUAAGGAGUUGCCACUUCCAGACAUUAGUUUUGUUGGCCACUGGACCAUGGCCCAGUCUGGGAACGAUCGUCGUAAACUUUUGUGUCCAACAGAAACACAUCAACUUAUUAUAAAGGGUCCAGUAUACAUAAAUGUACAGGGAUAUCCAUUGGAGCGUUACGAAUCGCGAUCCCUGAGCUUCACAGAAGAGAUGUCUCACUGGCGCCUUCCUAUAAGUGAAGUGAAUAUUGUGUGUGACGUCAUCGCAUCUUCAGAAAAUGAUGCGGAUACAACUGUACAUGUGGCUACCUGUAAUCCGGUGUCUUUGUACUUUAUGAAACUUAAUGGGGAUAAAGGAUACUAUGUAGAUUUAUAUGACGUGUUCCCUAGAACCGUUGGGAGUGUUUGGCAGCCAUUUCUGACUGUUGCACCCCUUGGUCAUCCACUGAGUGGACAGGUCAUUCUUCAUGAAGAACAAAGUAAUGUCAUUCUUUUGCUGGACACUGGCACUGGGGCACUUCGGCGUAUAAUGUUUUCACAAGAAGAUAUGGAACCACCAAAAAAAUCAACCUGGUGGGGCAGUAAGGAAUCACAGGAAAGCUACAAAAUGUGCAAAGAGUUUUCACACAAAAAUUGGUUGGUGUUCUUUAAGGAAAACAGUAACUCCAUCAAUGUCCUUGAUGUACUGGAGGGUACUACACAUACAAUCUCAUUACCAAUCAAUCUUCAGUCUGUUUUGCUUGUGGCAGAGGACAGGUGGCUCUUGAUUGAGAGUAAGACAAACAAGAAGUUUCUGCUCACCACGCCGUUGCACAUGGAAGCUGAGAAUGCGGCAGUGUGCCAGCUACAUGCGCUGCACGAGGAAGCAGCCAGCGCAGGUUUUGGUGUUAAAACAGACUCGGAGCCCUGCAGCGUGGAUGCUAUAUCAAGUGACCAGCUGCCUCCUGAGAACCUGAGUGCAGCCAUUGGACAGAGGAUCAGCUCCCCCAAUAGGAUUCUAUCUAACGAAAACAACUAUGCCUCGAUAGUCGUGGGCUUUCCAGAUUUGAUUUCACCAAGUAAAGUGUAUAGCUGGAAGAGGAAGACUUCCCUGGGUGGUCAUGGAGCUUACUCCAGUGAUCAGUUUUUCCAGCCAGGACCAGCUAAAUUUGGAAGUGUGAAGAAAAGCAAUUGCGUGAAUUUACUAGCAGCUAACCAAGUAGUCAGAGCCAUACCAUCUACAGAUGUGCCUUUAAAAGAUAUUUAUCCCAAAGAUGCAACUCACCCAUAUUCAUCUGCAUAUUUAGAAGUUACAGAUCUUAAUUCAAAGAAACUGAAAUAUAUUCCAGUUCCCAGGGCAACAUCUGUGUCCCCAUACACAUCUUGGCUGUCUAAAAUCUCUGACACAUACAUCAUUGUGGCAGCACUGGGAAACCGAGGAGUCAUCACUGUGGACAUGGGUGGAAGUGUCAGGCUGUGGGAGACUGGGCUUGAAAGUAUCCAAAGAUCUUUGCUUGAGUGGAGAAACAUGAUUGGACAAGAUGAUGGGCGACCAGUGCAGAUCACAGUGCAAAAGGAGAGUGGCUUGGAUGUGAGCUCACCAAAGCAUGGAAAGAUGGAUCCAGAUAAUGUGCCCCAUGUGGGUGGUAAUACAUGGGCUGGGGGAACUGGUGGCAGAGACACAGCAGGACUUGGUGGAAAGGGAGGUCCAUACCGCCUGGAUGCAGGACACAAAGUUCACCAGGUGUCCCAAGCUGAAAAAGAUGCUGUCCCUGAGGAAGUAAAAAGAGCCGCUAGAGAAAUGGCAGAAAAAGCUUUUAAGCAGAGGUUAAAGGAAAUCCAAAUGAGUGAAUAUGAUGCUACUACAUAUGAACGUUUCUCAGGAGCUGUACGCAGACAUGUUCAGUCUCUGCGAGUUAUUUUGGACAGUCUGCAGGCAAAGGGCAAGGAAAGGCAGUGGCUGAAACACCAAGCAAUGGGAGAGCUGGAUGAUACCAAGAUCAUCGAUGGUCUGGCAGGAGAGAAAGCAAUUUACAAAAGGCGCGGAGAGCUUGAGCCAGAACUCGGAAGCCCACAGCAGAAACCAAAGAGACUUCGACUUCUGGUAGACGUGUCUGGCAGCAUGUAUCGCUUUAAUGGGGUGGAUGGCAGGCUGGAGCGCUCCAUGGAAGCAACUUGCAUGCUUAUGGAAGCAUUUGAAAAUUACGAGCAUAAGUUUAAGUAUGAUGUUUCAGGGCAUUCAGGGGAUGGCUGCAGCAUUGAACUGAUCAGAUGUGAUAAGAUCCCCAGGAACAAUAAGCAAAGAUUGGAGGUUCUGAAGACUAUGCAUGCCCACUCUCAGUUCUGUAUGAGUGGAGACUACACAUUGGAGGCCACAGAACAUGCAAUUCAGGAGAUAGCCAAGGAGGAUGCAGAUGAAUAUUUUGUCAUAGUCUUGAGUGAUGCCAACUUAGAACGUUAUGGCAUACCACCAGCACGGUUUGCUCAAGCCUUGACAAUUAAUCCACAAGUCAAUGCUUUUGCUAUUUUUAUUGGAUCUUUAGGAGAUCAAGCUGAAAGACUCCAGAGGACACUUCCAGCAGGCCGAUCUUUUGUUGCUAUGGACACCAAACAGAUCCCGCACAUCCUGAAACAAAUAUUCACAUCUACUUUGCUGUCAAAUGCUUAGUGCUGACUGAAGGCACCAUAUCACUCUGCUGAGAAAACAGCUGAACUUCUAAAAAAUUAUUAUGAUUAUUUUAUUUCCAUGUGUAAAUAUUGUAAUUGCUUUGUACAAUUUGGCAUCCAUAUUUUUUAUUUGCCUCACUUCAGAGUGUUUUCAGUCAGAUUAUCGGCUGCCGUCAUUUUAAUUAUUUAAUAAAUGCAGAAUGAUCAAGUUUGCAUUGCUGCUGUGGUAAAUACUGUUGGUUUUACUACAUUUCAUUUGAUUGAAUGUCAUUAAACCUCAGAAUAUUUAUCACUUUAAGGUUGUUAUUUUUUUUUAACAAUUUGAUGUUCUAUUAUUUUACUAUCAAAUCAAUAAAUGAUGAAAUGAAA